AUCUCUUUAUAUAUUUUGAUUCAUCUCUUCGCUGAUUAUUUGAUGCACCUUUCUAAACCGGUAAAAUCUUCAAACAAUAAAUAUUUUGUUUAUUUUUGUACUACCUGCCACUGAUGUGUCAAGUUGCAUUUACGUCUUUAUGUUAGAAUAGUGUUAUAAUUUAUUUAUAUCAUGAAAAACAACAUGAAUACUGCUGAAGUAUCAAAUGCUGAACUAUCUGGUGAUGAAGCUGAGGGCUCAUCAAGUGAUUGUAGCACCACUAAUACUGACAAUACGUCUCGCAGCGUUACUCCUACAAGCAGGAUCCGAAAAGGGCGCAAACGUCGUAAAAAGUUAAAUAAGAGCAUGACAAAACCUUUAUAUAAAUUUGCCUAUUGUUUAAAAGAAGACCAUGGUCAACCUCUAUUCGGAGCGCAAUUUAAUCAUCAUCUUAAGAAUGGACAACCUCUAAUAUUUGCUGCUGUAGGCAGCAAUCGUGUAUCAGUUUACGAAUGCACUGAGGAGGGAACCAUUAAAUUGCUUCAGUGUUAUGCAGAUCCAGAUUUAGAUGAGAAUUAUUACACAUGUGCAUGGUCUUUUGAAACUUCUUCUGGAAACGCUUUAUUAGCUGUUGCUGGUUCUCGGGGUGUUAUAAGAAUCUUUAGCACUACUAGUAUGACUUGUGUUAAAAAUUAUAUUGGUCAUGGUCACGCAAUAAAUGAGUUGAAGUUUCAUCCUCGUGAUCCUAAUUUAUUAUUAUCUGCAAGCAAAGAUCAUGCACUUAGAUUGUGGAAUAUACAAACUGAUGUUUGUAUUGCUAUAUUUGGAGGUGUCGAAGGACAUAGGGAUGAAGUUCUUAGUGCUGAUUUCAAUACUAAAGGAGAUAAAAUUAUGUCUUGUGGGAUGGAUCAUUCCUUAAAAUUGUGGAAAUUAGAUAAACCUGCAAUGAAUGAAGCAAUUAAACAAAGCUAUCAUUUUAAUAGUCAACGUAGCACAAAACCAUUUGAUACAAUGAAAGAGGAUUUUCCAGACUUUUCAACUAGAGACAUCCAUAGAAAUUAUGUAGAUUGUGUUCGAUGGAUGGGUGAUUUUAUCUUGUCAAAAUCAUGUGAAAAUAGCAUUGUUUGUUGGAAACCUGGCAGACUAGAAAGUAAUGACCUAAAAUUUGGUGAAACAUCAGUUACAAUUCUUCAUCGUUUUGACUUUAAAGAUUGUGAAAUCUGGUUUGUUAGAUUUGCACUAGAUUUCUGGUUAAAAGUAAUGGCUCUUGGAAAUCAAUCUGGUCGCACCUUUGUAUGGGAACUUGAUGCAACUGAUCCAAAUGCAGUUCGUUGUUCUACUCUUAGUCACCCUAGAAGUAAUUCGGCCAUAAGACAAACCUCAUUUUCUCGAGAUGGAAAUAUUCUUAUUUGUGUAUGUGAUGAUGGAACCAUUUGGCGAUGGGACAAACAGAUUUAAAACAAAAGGAUGAUAAAAUAUUACUGAUAAACUUCUUCUACACCCUUCAUGAAAUUUCAGUAUAAAGUGCUUAUACUAGUGGGAACUGAUAGAUAAGUUCUUACUUCUAUUUUUGUUUCAUGCAUGUAACUUAUCUGGAAUACAAAGGCCAUACUAAAGAUUUGAAUGUGUAUUAUUUUGUACUCAAAACUUUGUACUUACCAUGAUCAUUCAAACAUAAAUAUCUCACAUCAUAAUAUUAUUAUGG
This is a messenger RNA of Ctenocephalides felis (cat flea), 1684 nucleotides long. RefSeq names its product polycomb protein eed-A-like. The record is from RefSeq and is a predicted model, not a curated record. Gene Ontology annotation, biological process: negative regulation of transcription by RNA polymerase II. The coding region runs from base 172 to 1437 and encodes 421 amino acids. The transcript has a single exon. Gene Ontology annotation, cellular component: ESC/E(Z) complex. Lineage: Eukaryota; Metazoa; Arthropoda; Insecta; Siphonaptera; Pulicidae. Gene Ontology annotation, molecular function: nucleosome binding; protein binding.